This is a messenger RNA of Lithohypha guttulata, 2163 nucleotides long. RefSeq lists its product as uncharacterized. The record is from RefSeq and is a predicted model, not a curated record. The coding region runs from base 1 to 2163 and encodes 720 amino acids. The transcript has 3 exons. Lineage: Eukaryota; Fungi; Ascomycota; Eurotiomycetes; Chaetothyriales; Trichomeriaceae.
AUGGGUACAAAGCGUGCUCGAGAAGUCACUCAAGAAACUGCUGAGCCAGUCUCAAAGGACCAUGGCGAGGUAUCACCGAAAAAGCAGAAGCAAGAUGAUGAGCCUGCAAAGAUACUGGCCAAGGAAGACAACGGCAGAGACGAGAAUAUCGUGAAACGUAUUACACGAUCUUCCACCACAAAAGCCACCAAAUCUCUGCAGCACGGAGGAGGUAGGGAAGCCUCGACCAGGGAAGAGCUCGAAGCACAGACUAUGCAAGCUAAAGAACAACUGGACGAAGUCUCCAAUGAGAAUAAUCGCCUCAUGGCAGAAAACCAAAAGCUGGAAGAUCAAGUCCGUGAUCUUCAAGCUCGUCUUCUAUCUGGAAACAAGCAGAAUCGCGAUUACAUGCAGGAUGACUCUGCAAUCUCCAAAAACAUCAGUUCUCUCAAUACGAGAAUUCGCAAUUGGGCAUGCGGAAUAACACAAAAAGGUCACUUACACGAUAAAUUGACCGAGGUGAAAGUUGAACAGGUUUCGGAACUACUUCGCGCUCAAUUCGACGCUUUCGACUACGAGACAGUUAUAAAGUCUAACUACAGAGCAUUCUCAUGGAUGAAUGGUGCACCUCGUGUGAUUGCACAAUCAAUUGUUGAGCAUGUCAUGGCAUAUGAGAUCUUAUCGCGACCUUUACAUUUCCUUCACGAGAACUCUUUCGACCAAAAACUCUGGCCCGCUCGAACAAUUAGGGCGUUUUACAAGCCGUCACAGUACGGUGGUUCUUUGUCCAAGCCGAUCGAAGACGAUCCGUUCGAAGAUGCUCGUCAGACGGUCUACAAGGGCCUUGCUAGCAGGAUACUGAAGAUAUAUGAUACUCUGCUGGGGCCAACUUGCAUGUCUUCUGAGGCGUCCUCUCGGGAUGAAUAUUCGAAGACUCUGCAUUCAAUCUUUGAGUCUGCAGGGAAAUUGAGCCUGCAACUUUGGGCACAGGACGCCCGAGUUACUGUUCAUGGCUUGAAGGAUCUCAAAGACAACAAGGGUUUCCAACCUGGCACAGCCAAUGUUGAGCUACAUCGCUUGUGCAAGUCAGCCGGGGAGGGCACCCUCCUCAUUAGGCAUACGAUUGCUCUAGUUGUACGACCACAGAUCAAAAUUGCAAGAUAUGAUUGUGACACGGUUCGACCAUUCAAGUACACUGCAGGCAAGGCUCAAGUCGUGCUACCACCGAAUAAGAAGCAGGAUUUUGAUGUAUUCAAGUCUGCUUCAUCCAAAGACGUGCCAUCGUCAAUUCCGAAUACAGCCACGAAGAAUGAGAGGAGCGCUGAGCAGUCGCGCGAACCUGGAGCCACGAAGAUGGAAAUCACAGCCUCUGCGGCUCGUGAGCUGAUGCCUCGCACGAUUGAGGCAAAAGCCGCUAGAGUUACGGCUGGGUCAGAUCAAGGUGAUACCAUCCCAUCCACUAAAAAGGGUUCUGAUUCUUGCAAAGAAGAAGACGUUGACCCAUAUGUUGUGGCAGAACCACCAACGGUGCGAAAAGAACACGAACACCAACCAGCAGCUCCAGCCGAGCGAUCGUGCAGAGAUGAGCAUUCCAUCGACCAAGAAGCAAAAACUCCCAAGAUCGACUCAGCACCAGAAAGCGACGACACAAGGUUGCCACAGUCAGUCGAAGACCGCGUCCCGCAACAAUUCAUCGACGAGGCGCAAGCAGAGGCACUCAAGGAGCAAGCGCCACAGAAUCAAGAGCUCAAAAAAAUCAGUAUAGACACAACACACGAACGGGCGGAACAGCAGCAAGACCACGAUAGAGACAAAUCUCAGCAGAGCAACGAUACUUUACAAGGUGACGACUUUGUCGUCAAGGAAACGAAGGAGAAGCAAAGAGAUGAACCGGCAGAAGCGAAAUCCCUACCUGCAGUAGAUUUUUCUGAACCAGGAGAACCAGACACGAUCAUUAUCUCACGGCAGGAAUUCAGGGAAGCAGUGCAGGGAAACAAACAGGCUGAUCUUCGAGUAGAAAAUGGUAAGGACGAAGAUGAAGUUGAAUUGCGAUGUGCUAUGCUGACGGUUUUGAGGGAAAAUGACUCUUUAAGUGAAAGGUUCGAACUCGAAGACUUGCUAUUUGAUCAGUGGCAGCGUGACAGCAUCGAGGACUGGGAGUGGUUGUUUCGAGCCUAUCAGUAG